AUGUAUGAGAAGCUAAGUGAGGGAGCCAAAAUAAAUGAUAAAAUCAUUGACAGCACAGCCAAUGUAGUAGUUGCUAAUGGAGAAUCCUAUCUCAUUGUGUAUUUGAGGUGGCUACCAUAUGCCUCAGAAAGAGAAUGUACAAUAAAUAAAGUGUGGAUAUUAACAGUUCAGAUAGAGCUCACUUCAAUGGUGUUUCAAAGAACUUGGGAUACAGACAUAGUCCAUGGUGUUCUGUCCUUCUCUGUUCACUCCAGUGAUCUGCCAGGAUUCAAGACAUUUAUUGAAAGCAAAAGCCCAUCAAGCACAACAGGAGAUGGCUUUAUCAGGGAUUUCUGGCAGCAGGCCUUUGGCUGUGUAUUCCUAAGUGUAGAUGGGGACAAGGUGAAUGGAGAUAUUUGCACAGGAAAAGAGAAGUUGGAAAGCCUUCCUGGGACAUUUUUUGAAAUGAGCUUGACUAGCCACAGCUACAGCAUCUACAAUGCUGUUUAUGCUGUGGCACAUGCUUUACACUCCAUGUCUUCAUCUCGACUGAAUCAUCACUCAUUGCCUCUCCUAAGCUCCUUUUCUUUUUCAACUCAGCUCCAUCACUUUCUGAAAAUUGUCUCCUUUAACAACAGUGCUGGAGACAAGAUCUCCUUUGACCAGAAUGGGGAGCUAGUGACUGGAUUUGAUAUUAUUAACUGGAUUAUUUCCUCAAACCAAUCCUUUCAUAGAGUGAAAGUUGGGAGAAUGGAUUCCCAUGGUUCUCCAGACCAAGUGUUCACCAUCAACAAGGAUGCCAUCACAUGGCACAAAUGGUUUAAUCAGGCCCAGCCUCUUUCUGUAUGUUCUGAGAGUUGCUAUCCAGGUUCCAGCAAGAAAGUGAAGGAGGGAAAACCGUUUUGCUGCUAUGAUUGCAUCCCAUGUCCAGAAGGAAAGAUUUCAGACCAGAAGGACAUGAAUGCCUGUUCUACAUGCACAGCAAAAACCUAUCCAAGCAAAACCAGGGAUUUCUGUCUUCCCAAGUUCAUUUCCUUUCUAUCGUAUAAAGAACCACUGGGCAUCAGUUUAGCCUUCUUUGCUCUUUUCUUUUGUCAGAUCACAAUCUUGGUGCUGGGAAUAUUUCUGAAGCACCACAACACUCCCAUUGUCAAGGCCAACAACCGGAACCUUGCCUAUACUCUCCUUAUCUCAAUCCUGCUCUGCUUCCUUUCUGCAUUGCUAUUCAUUGGACAUCCUAAGCAGGUGUUGUGUCUCCUCCGACAAACCACUUUUGGCAUGAUCUUCUCUGUGGCUGUUUCUUGUGUGUUGGCAAAAACCACUACUGUGGUUCUUGCUUUCAUGGCUACCAAACCAGGCUCCAGGAUGAGGAAGUGGGUGGGGAGAAGACUUGCCAAUGCUGUUGUUCUUUCCUGCUCCCUUAUUCAAGCAGGCAUUUGUACUGUAUGGCUGAUCACCUCACCCCCAUUUUCCGAUGUUGACAUGCACUCAGUUACUGAAGAAAUUAUAUUAGAAUGCAAUGAGGGUUCUAUGACUAUGUUUUACUGUGUUUUGGGUUAUAUCAGUUUCCUGGCCAUAAUCAGCUUUGUUGUGGCGUUCUUUGCCAGGAAAUUGCCCAAUAGUUUCAAUGAAGCCAAAUUCAUUACUUUCAGCAUGUUGGUAUUUUGUAGUGUUUGGCUCUCCUUUAUUCCAUCCUACCUGAGUUCAAAGGGGAAAUAUAUGGUAGCUGUGGAAAUCUUUUCUAUCUUAGCCUCUGGUGCUGGACUCCUAGGUUGUAUCUUUCUCCCCAAAUGUUAUAUCAUUGUGCUGAGGCCUGAGCUGAACAACAGGGAACAGCUAAUAAAAAGGAAGGUCUGA
Zootoca vivipara (common lizard) is the source of this 1836-nucleotide messenger RNA. Lineage: Eukaryota; Metazoa; Chordata; Lepidosauria; Squamata; Lacertidae. The record is from RefSeq and is a predicted model, not a curated record.